UUCUUUUCACUUCUUGAUAUAUAUAUUUCUCAGUCGCUUAAGCUUUGGUUCACAAGCCUGUACAUAGCAAUACAACGCGAAACAUCAUCGCGAACUUCUUUCACACCCGCUAUUAGUUAUCUUAUCCCGUGAUUGCCUGCAGUGCCUAGUCAAUCACGUGGUAUUGUGGUCCGUGCUACAACAAACAAACACCAAACCACCACAACCUCGCACCAAGACAACGAUCGUCACUUCUACCUGACUGUGGGAGCUACGGAACAAUUCUAAACGGUUCACCCAAAUCGAAUUCAAUAUGGCGAGCGAAGACGACGGAGCGCUCUCCUCCCGUCAGAAAGACUACAGCACAUAUGCAGGCUUUGCCAACGAUCCAAUGCUUUCUGAUGUCAGGAUUAGAUAUGGUGAUGCGGGCGAGCGAGUUUUCCAUGGCCACCGCAUUCUAUUCGCCACUCAGUCUGAAUGGUUCAGAGCCGCAACCUGUGGCAAUUUUGCUGAAAGCAACAUGUCGGAGAUUACCUUGAAAGACGGCAAUACCGACGCACUAGAGCUAGUACUAGCGACUAUGUAUUCGCCAAGAACUCUCCGUGAGAUUAAUUCGGGAGGAGAUAUGUCGGAAAAUGCCAUUAGCGCACUGUGUGCCUACAAGGUUGCCGACAAAUAUAUAAUGAACGACGUGCGGGCAUUUUUCAAAUCUCGAUUCGCGUACAGCAUUGAGAAUUUAGUCUCGACUGUUGUUCAAGAUGACUUCAAUACCCAAUCAAAGAUAUUCAUCAACGUACUGGAGGAGCUCUACGAUCAGACCAUUGACGCGAGCAAUACGCAACACGAGCUGAGUAAGUGUCUUUUGGGCAAAAUAUGCUUUUGGCAGAACGGUAUCUUCAAAAAUCACCUGGGAAAGAUCCAUGAAUUGGUGACAGCCAGCGCCAAAGAGGUUCCAGUAUUUAGCCAACAUCUGGUUGUUCACCUAAUGAAGAAUCACGAUACGGCAGGUUGUUUCAAGCAAGAACUAUCAUGGGCGUGCCCGGUCGUCUGCGGUCAUUGUGGGAAUAGCUGGAUGCUGGAUUACAACGCUUCCAUCAGCACCGAAGGCCACUGUUGGCAUUGCGGGAAACUCAAUCGAGAUUUGCAAUCUCGCGAUAGGCAAUGCAUGCGGAAAGACGGUUGUGAAUGCCAUGGGCUUUGUGGAUGGGGAUGGUGA
Periconia digitata is the source of this 1195-nucleotide messenger RNA. The record is from the annotation of a GenBank genome assembly. Lineage: Eukaryota; Fungi; Ascomycota; Dothideomycetes; Pleosporales; Periconiaceae.